This is a messenger RNA of Ipomoea nil (Japanese morning glory), 1614 nucleotides long. RefSeq names its product ethylene-responsive transcription factor WRI1-like. The record is from RefSeq and is a predicted model, not a curated record. NCBI's taxonomy places the organism in Eukaryota, Viridiplantae, Streptophyta, Magnoliopsida, Solanales, Convolvulaceae. Gene Ontology annotation, molecular function: DNA binding; DNA-binding transcription factor activity. Gene Ontology annotation, biological process: regulation of DNA-templated transcription. The coding region runs from base 329 to 1501 and encodes 390 amino acids. The transcript has 7 exons.
GUGCGGCAAAUGCCUUCUCGUCUUCUCUUCUCAAUUUGGUAAACCACUUUGGUUUUGCCCAAACAAAAAAGGAAGCCAAGAAGAAGAAUCAGAAAGAUCAAACAAGAAUUUGGAGAAAAAAGAAGCAAAAAUCUCUUUCUUGAUUCUCUAAAUUCUUCACUACCCAACUCCCUCUCCCUCUUCCAUCUCCCAAUCCUACAAACAGACAGACAGACAGACUCACAGAGAAACAUUAAAUUCUGGGCUGCUGCCAUUUUUGUUCUGACAAGAGAAAAGUAUAAGAAAAAAAGAAUUUUUUUUUUUUUUGUUUUCGAUUUUUGAGUUGGAAAUGAAGAGGUCGGCUCCUUCUUCUUCUUCUCCGUCUUCCUCUUCGUCGUCUUCUUCCUCUUGCAUUCAGUUGCCGCCGGCCGGCCAGCCGGUGGCCAGCCCGGAGCCCCGACCGGCGAAGCGUUCCAGAGCGAAGAGAACUGCCAAUGCCGAUUCAACUCCGGCCAGAAGAAGCUCUGCUUACAGAGGUGUCACAAGGCACAGGUGGACCGGGAGAUAUGAAGCUCACCUAUGGGACAAGACUACCUGGAAUAACAUUCAGAACAAGAAAGGAAGACAAAUUUACUUGGGGGCAUAUGAAAGUGAGGAGGCCGCUGCCAGAACGUAUGAUCUUGCUGCUCUUAAGUACUGGGGGGCCUCUGCUACACUUAACUUUCCGGUUGAGACAUAUGACAAAGAGAUAGAGGAAAUGCAACCGUUGUCUAAGGAGGAGUAUCUUGCUUCGCUGCGGAGGCAGAGCAGUGGCUUUUCUCGAGGCGUUUCUAAGUAUCGUGGUGUGGCGAGGCACCACCAUAAUGGUCGAUGGGAAGCCCGAAUUGGACGAGUCCUUGGGACUAAGUAUCUCUACUUGGGAACUUUCAGCACACAAGAGGAAGCUGCAGAAGCAUAUGAUAUGGCGGCAAUUGAGUACCGAGGGCCUAAUGCAGUCACGAAUUUCGACGUUAGCCGUUAUGCAGACGUGCUGAACAAAAUCCGGGAGCGAGAGCAGCUGCAGCAGAUGGCUGGUAAUCCCGAGUCGUCAGUGGAGGUUCAGUCGGGCGAGCAAUCCGAUCAGGAUCAAGAAAACGCGGGAGAGAAACAGGAGGGGGCGGAAGAGGUGAACAAUGAAGAGCACCCGUGGAAGCCCGAAUUCCCAAAGAUGGAAGAAGAAGUAGUAGGGGUGCUGGAGCCACGGGUUCCGGAAAUGGAGUUUGCCCCUCCCCCGCCACCCGUCGAGGCCUCGUCUGCUGCAAUGCUGAUGAUGGACCCCGCAGCUGAGGAGCACGAUAGUGCCUGGAACGUGUUCUUGGACCCCGGGUUCGAGCAGUUCUUGAACACUUCUGAUGACCUCUUCAGCAUCUUCAACUCCCCCUUCGACGAUGAUAUUGACUCCAUCUUCGGGGAGCAGCUCAUCGAGAAGGAGUUCGUUCAGGCUGGCAUUCUCAGCAGCGUCAAUGAAUUCCCGGCUACUUGAGACAACUCGUGUUUGUUUGUAGUUAAACAGAAACAGUGAGUAGAAGCUUAGUGGCAGCAAAACUGCCUUUCUAGUUUUAGAUAUCUAUCCAUAGAAAGACAUGUUUUCUGUUC